AUGAAAGCUGCUGUGAAUUUUUCUCCCGAAAGUAAUACUUCAAUCCCUGCAUGUUUGAUUGUGACGACAUCUGGACGCAUUCUUCUUUUAUGGGAUCAGGAUGACAGUUUGCCAUUCCAAUACCCACAGCUCGCUUUGUUUUUGGUCAGUCUCUUUCACUUUGGACAGAGUCAGUCAUUCGGUCAAUUAGAGCUGCAGAAUGGCUACACAGUAAUAAUGACUGCAGAUGUCAUUGCACGGAUUAUCGUUGUAAUUAUAUGUGCGACACCAAAAGCGGGUGAUAAAAAUGAAGUCGCACCGUUGCAACUGGAGCGACUCGCGAGUUUAAUAAUUUUGCAAGAGUUCUUGAGGUGCUUUCGAAGCGAUAUCAAUCGUCUUUCAAUGGAAUGUAUUGAACAGGCAAAGCUUAUGGCAGAUGAGUACACUUUGACGAAAGCAUUGGGCGGAUUACAAGAUGGUUGUGAGGGUACACUAGACGAAUUUAUCGUUUUUCAGAAUAAGUUUGUCAGGCGUGUGAUCGGAGUAACCAGUCGUUGCAUUCAGGACUCGAUUACAUCAUGGUAUUGUGAUGUGGAGGUUAUCAUGAGUCAUAGAUCUUCUUUAGCUAUCCGACUAGCACGGGGGUUUGUUAUGAAUGGUGAGACCAAUGACAUCGUAUACUCAACAUCGCCUAAAUCAGCAGGAAGUUUUUUUGAUCAGGAUCAAGCUUCACGACAACUUCAUCUUGUGUAUAAAAGUGCAAGAGUGCAAGAGCUAGUCAAACAGGUCGCUAAAGCACUACACGAGUGCACAAUUCUCUUGACUCCGGACGUACUUGAUGAGCACGGCUUUGAACUUGGAGUUGUCAUAAAGUUUCGACAUUUGUCAGGUCUUGAAGUUAGUGAACUUUUCAUUGCUCUUCGUAUGCUUCGGACGGGAACAUUUAUGACGGGAGUUGUGUUUUACGGUGACAACUCACAAUUCCGCGGAGGUCUCAAAAAGCUUCAACAGGUAAAAGCACAUUUGUGUGGUAACCUGAUGCUCCGUUUGCUUCAAGCUUCGUCGCAGGAUGUUGAGUUGCAGAUUGGUUUAGACGGUGCACCCGAAGAAGUUUGGGAAGCAGCGAAUAUGCUUUUGAGACCAUUUGAGCGGACUGUUUCUAUACAUUACACAAAUGAAGACGAUCGGCCAAAAAAGUCAUCUUCAAAUACAUUCUUUGAUCCAGUCAAUAACAUGAAAGCAGGCGCGGCUACGAGAUCCCCGCAACUUACAGAGAAUAAUCGUAGUCAGUAG
Messenger RNA from Plasmopara halstedii, 1272 nucleotides. RefSeq lists its product as uncharacterized. NCBI's taxonomy places the organism in Eukaryota, Oomycota, Peronosporomycetes, Peronosporales, Peronosporaceae. Bases 1 to 1272 code for a protein of 423 amino acids. The record is from RefSeq and is a predicted model, not a curated record. The transcript is spliced from 2 exons.